AUGUCGUCAACAAAAAGAACAAAGGGAAUAACAAUAGUACGACCAAUAGUGUAUGGUAAUGUCGCAACUCUAUUACCACAAAAAAAAGCACCAGAAUCUGAUCAUACUCAUAAAUGGACAGUUUCUGUAAGUGGAAUAAAUGGUGAAGACAUUAGUUACUUUGUUAAACGUGUCACUUUUAAACUUCAUGAAACUUAUCCUAACUCAUCAAGAGUUGUUGAGAAUCCACCUUUUGAAAUUACGGAAACUGGAUGGGGUGAAUUUGAAUUAUCGAUAAAAUUACAAUUUGUGCCAGAAAGCGGUGAAAAACAUGUAACAUUGUAUCAUAAUUUACGACUUCAUCCUUACGAAGAAGAUGGAUCAAUAUCAACUGCUAAUAAAAAUAAACCUGUACAAAGUUUUUUAUAUGACGAAUUGGUUUUUACUGAUCCAACGGAAGCAAUGUAUCAAAUAUUAACAUCUCAUCCAUACUCUACAGAACAAGAAGAAAUAAGUAAAAUUGAAGAUGCAUAUAAAAAGGUUCAAGAACAAAUCCAAACUCAUAGGUCUAAAUUAGAUUCCACCACAAAAGAAUUAGAUGAAAUCAAGUCAGCAUUAGAACGUCUUAAAAAAUAA
Molecule: messenger RNA, 615 nt
Organism: Entrophospora candida
Lineage: Eukaryota; Fungi; Glomeromycota; Glomeromycetes; Entrophosporales; Entrophosporaceae
Source: the annotation of a GenBank genome assembly